This is a messenger RNA of Striga hermonthica, 708 nucleotides long. NCBI's taxonomy places the organism in Eukaryota, Viridiplantae, Streptophyta, Magnoliopsida, Lamiales, Orobanchaceae. The record is from the annotation of a GenBank genome assembly.
AUGCGCGGGAGGCCAUCUACAUCAUGUACAUCGAGUUGGUGUAUCAGUGAGGAGUCAUUGAGGAGGUACGUUGUUGGAGCUAGCGAGAAGUGCAUCCAAGAGCUCCUCCUCUCGUCUUCUGACUUUGAUUGGAAAGUGCUCGGCACUGAUGAGAAAGGUGUGGAGAUAUCCAAAUUCCGCUCCCCCUCGCUUCACAUCUUCCGUAGCCGUAGGCAGCUAAACUCCGUUCCCCAUCGUAACUUUAUCACAGUCGCCAAUGCAAUUCAUGCCGCUAAGGAAUGGGAUCCCGAUUUAGUCGAAGCUAAGUGUAUCAAACACCUCGACCACAACUUGAGCAUCAUUAGGUUGAGAUUUGGAGAGCGGGCCAAGCCGUUGUUCAGAAAUCGAGACUUCAUCGUCUACCAACGCCAUGAAACCAUGGAUGACGGCACCUUGGUAGUGGCAGUGGCUUCUCUACCAAAAGAGAUAGCCUUAGGACUAAACCCAAAGCACAACAACUCAAUACGAGGCCCAUUACUGCAGUCUGGUUGGGUUGUAGAAAAACUCGACCAUGAUUCGUGCAUGGUCACUUACAUAGCUCAAUUGGAUCCUGCAGGGUGGAUGCCCAAAUGCUUUGUGAAUCGCUUGAAUACGAAAUUGGUUAUGAUAAUUGAAAACCUUAAAAGGCAAGUGCUGGGAUGUCCCACGAGUGGUGGUACACUAUUAUGA